Drosophila teissieri is the source of this 931-nucleotide messenger RNA. RefSeq names its product phenoloxidase-activating enzyme 1. NCBI's taxonomy places the organism in Eukaryota, Metazoa, Arthropoda, Insecta, Diptera, Drosophilidae. Gene Ontology annotation, molecular function: serine-type endopeptidase activity. Bases 89 to 931 code for a protein of 280 amino acids. The transcript has 4 exons. The record is from RefSeq and is a predicted model, not a curated record. Gene Ontology annotation, biological process: proteolysis.
AAUUGAGAGUAUAAUAAUAAUAAUAGCUUAUUUGUUACAGAUAAAAACAUUUGUAUGGAAAGAAAGCUGAGACAUCGAAGAUUUUAAGAUGAAAUCCCUGUGGACGGUUCAUUUCGCCUUUGCUCUUUGCCUGACGCAAAAACUGAGAGCCCAGUUUAUUGAGCCCGAUUGCGGAACUACCAUCGCUCUUCCACCCACAUAUAGAAUCCUUGGAGGUAGAAAUGCAGACCUAGGAUCUAAUCCGUGGAUCGCCUACUUGCACAUAAACUCGGCUUUAGUUUGUGCAGGCACACUAAUCACAAGAAGAUUUGUACUUACCGCAGCGCACUGCAUGGACCAGUACUAUUUGUUAACGGUUCGCCUUGGGGAAUACGACACAACUACACGCAUAGAUUGCACAUCCGAGUUCUGUAUUCCAACGUAUGAGGAGUACACCGUUGCGGCUGCCCACGUGCAUAACUUAUAUGAAAGAAGACUAGAUGGUCGCAACGACAUAGGAUUGCUUAAACUUAAUGGAAUCGUCCUUUAUACAAAGUUCAUCCGACCAGUUUGUCUGUUCCAAAAUCCAGGCCAAGUUCCCAAUACAUCCACCUACGAGGCCACUGGAUGGGGUAAGACUGAUCUGAUCAACACCGCCACAGUUCUGCAAACAGUGAACCUGAACAGGCUCGACCAAGCCGAGUGUCAGCAAUCCCUGCGCACUUCCCUUGCACACGGUCAGUUCUGCGCGGGACAAUCGCGAGCGGACACCUGUAGCGGUGACUCCGGCGGUCCGCUGCUAAGGAAAAUGUCCAAUGGUCAAGUGACCCGCACCGUUCAGUUAGGAAUCGUUAGCUAUGGUCACCACUUGUGUCGCGGCCCAGGAGUCUACACAGACGUUCCAAGUUUUACGAGGUGGAUACAGCAUAUUAUUCGCUGGCACUCAAACUGA